Amoebophrya sp. A120 is the source of this 3751-nucleotide messenger RNA. NCBI's taxonomy places the organism in Eukaryota, Dinophyceae, Syndiniales, Amoebophryaceae. The record is from the annotation of a GenBank genome assembly.
AUUUGAACCUCCUUGUACGAAAGAAGACGAAGAGAGAUGACUCAGCAACGAGAUUGCAAAAAAGCAAAACGUGUGUUGACAAACCGGAAGAUGAGAAAAUGAGUAGAAGUAGUAGAACCAAGUCGUACAAAAAUGAGUCGCACGAUUUUGCGCAAAGUAGUAACUUGAAGUGACACAAUAUUAGAUAUUCAAGCCGGAUGAAUGUUGAUGGUUUUGACUUGAUUUCUUGUUUGCCAACAAGGACCACCAUCACACACAUUUUUUUUUUCCUUUUGAGUCACUUAGGAAUCGCAAGAUGCAGAAAAGUCAAAACAAAAAGAAGUUUGUUUUGCAAGAUUAGAAAGUAUGGUAUAGACGACCAGGAUGGACGACGUGGUUGCCGUCUGAUAGCAAGAAGCAGUUUAUUUUGUACGCCUUCGCGUAUAUAGGUAAAUACAAAUAGCGGGCGAGUUACUAAUAGGUACGUCGAGUUUUGUUUUUGCUUUUAUUUGCUAGUCGAAGUAGGCAACAUAGCCUUUACCAUCAUAAGUAUUUGGAUUUGAUCAACAACAAUCAACAGAAUGGGAAUUAAGGGGCUGAUUCCGUUCAUUCGCGAGAAUGCGCCGAAGGCGGUGACAGUGGAUGUGAAGCAAGCAAACUACAACGGCCGGGUAAUUGUUGAGGCUCCGGAUCAUGAGGGCCAAAUGUCGGAAAAAAGACUACAAAAAUUUGCAAACUUCUUUUUUUCCCAUGGCGAGGAACGCCACACACCGUGGCGCGUUGUGCUCCCUGGCUUCAAGUCAUGCGUGGGCUAUUUUUCCAGUUUGCUUCGCGAUUCACUUCAUAUUUUAAGCGCUUUGCUGAAGUUCGCGGGCUUCCUCUCAUCCCGAUUGGAGGUUGUGUGGUGGGCGCAGUUAGUUUUCUAUUCCGUUUGCCGGAUCGACAACACCAUCGACCCUGUGAUCAUAUACAAGGCGCUUUCCGGUUUUUCCGGUUUGCCUUGUUGCUCCUUUUAAAUUUACCAAAAAAAGUUCCCAACUUCAUACCCUUUCAAAAAGUUUCCGUAAACACGAGCGGAGUCGGAAAGAUUUUGCGAAUGUUUCCGAGAGUUUUCGUUCUCUUUUUUUUCUCUUUUCAUUUUUUUUUUCGCGAAAAUCGAUUUUUGUCAUUUUUUGAAUUUGGGUCUUUUUGCUCCAUCGAACGCGUCAUAGCAUGCGUGUUCGAAGUAGGCGGCUUCAAAACCGCGUGGGCUUCUCGUUUCUUUCUAGCCUAGUAAAGUUUUCUUGUGGGUUUUUGCAAUGUUUCUGCAAUGACACAAGACCACACCUGGGCGGGACGUUUCCUUUUCGCUUUGCCAUGCGCUUUCUUCCAAGUUGUUUUUUUGGCCGCUCUCCUAUUGGGUGGCGGCCUUGUAAAUAUUUCGGUCUUUUUUCCAAGGCAGUCAUAAUCAGGCCUCGGCGCUUCAAUAAUUGCCAUCGACGCGUCCACCUGCCUGUACCAGUUUAUGGUGGCCAUUCGGACGGGCACGGGAGAAAACUACUCCAACUUAACGAAUGACCGCGGGGAAACGACGUCCCACUUAUCGGGAUUUCUGAACCGUACCUUGAAGCUCCUCGAGGCCGGCGCGAAGCCCGUGUACGUGUUCGACGGGAAAGCGCCAAGUACUAGUUGUUCUACCAGCGAUUUUGUUCUGUAGUUACAUAACAUAGUUUAUUUCGCAUCGUAUAGAAGAUGAAAAGCCCCCCGCGAAAAUAUUAAAACUUGAACUUUUUUUACACUAUCCAGGCUUGAAGUCCGGCGAGCUGGCGAACCGAAAAGCGCGCAAGCAGCAGGCACUGGAGGACUAUGAAAAGGCCAAGGACGAGGGUGACGCGGACAAAAUGCAGAAAAUGGCGGACCGAAGCGUUACCGUGACAAGAGAAAUGCAGGAACAGACGAAGAAGCUUCUGCGGCUCAUGGCAAUUCCAGUCAUAGAAGCACCCUGCGAGGCGGAAGCGACGUGCGCGCAUUUCAGCAAGACAGGUACUAUUUUCAGCAACAUCAUGAAGUGUUAAUAUCAAAACAACUUGUGGGUGUUUAUUAUGCAUGUACCGAAUAAACGCACGAUCGAUGCACGCAUGCGCACCUCCAUCCUAGAAGGACGGCCGAGAUGAAAGUUGUCAAAAUCUUCAUUUUCAAAACAUCCUGAUAUAUAUUCCGCCCGAGACCACCAAAUCAAUUAAUAUCACAGGUGCCGCUUACGCUGCCGCGACGGAGGAUGCAGAUGCACUCUGUUUCGGCGCGAAAAAGCUGAUAAGAAACCUCUUCACAACGGACGCGAAGAAGCGGCCGACCCUGGAAGUGGAUCUGCAGCGUGUGUUGGAACAGCUCGACAUCGACAUGAACAAAUUCGUGGACUUCUGCAUAUUGAGCGGUACUAUUUCUACGUAUUGUUUCUACUUCUCGUCGAAGUCGUGCUUUUGGUUCGUGGUCUGUACUCCACUGGAAUAAAUCGCAUUGAUACAGCCCGAUAUUGAUACCGGUCUCGACUACUAGCAAGCAGUAGCACCACCGCGCUACGCUUAAUGUUCCACAGACAACUAGGGAGUUUGAACUUCAUUAUUCAUAUCGUGAUCCCAGGUUGCGACUACACGGACACGAUUCAGAAGGUGGGCAGCAUAACGGCGUUCCAACUGAUCAAGCAACACGGCAGCAUCGAGACGGCCUUGGCCUCGGGCAUCGACAAGAGCCGGGUGCCGGAAAACUUUCCGUUCCAAGAGGCACGGGACCUGUUUUUCAAGCACGAGGUCACGGACGUGAACGAGAUAGACCCUGCGACAGGAAAGAAAAAAUGCGACUUCACGGCCUACUACGCCGCAAAACCAAAACCGGACACGGAAGGUACAGAUUUCUGAGAAAGAUGGUGGAAGGUAAAUGUAAAGAUGGUGGACAAGGGAUGCUCCUCCUGCAAUCUUCUCGGAAUUUGCCGCAACAGAAAAUAAGUCCAUCAAGCUGUGUAAGUACUUGCAACUCAAAGCAUACACACAUCUUGAAGUGCGGCUAACUUCUGAUAUAAAAAUCAGGUUUAAAGAAGCUGAUGAUCGAGGAAAACCAAUUCGCCGACGAGAGAAUAACGAAGUCCAUCGAGAGGCUGCAAAAGCUGCUCGGUCAGGGCACGCAGCUGGCGUUUGAGAGCUUCUUCACCUUCCAGGCGCCCGCCAUCGCGGCCAAGGACAAGUUUGACCCCUUCAAAAAGAAGGACGGGAAGAAGCGCGCGAACCACCUCGGCGCGCUCGGGAAGGCCGCCGGGGCGAAUCCCGCAAAGAAGAGGAAAGGCGCGCUCACCGCAGACAAGCUUGAGGCGGCGGGCGAAAACAAGGAAAACGCCGGCGCGGGGAGCAGUAACGCGCUACCCAGUGGUCUGUUCAAGGACAACUGAGACCAUAUACUUUACGGGAGGAGUCAUAAACUCCUCCUGGCGUGCGGUUUAGGUUUCGCGAGCAAGAAUCUGCGCUGGUCGUGGUUCCUGACCUGCAGCUGAACUCCAAUCGUACUUAGCCGCUCGCCCAGUGGUCCUUUUGAUUUCUAGUAUAAUCCCUCGAACUCUAUUUGAAGUUGCUUUCCCCCUCCUUCGCAGAACUUCUUAUCCUCUCCACAAACGAUUGGGACAAGAACUCUCCUCAACAGCGCAAUGAGUUUGAGUAUUGAAAAAGCGACAACAAGCAUUGCCUUUGCUGGUUGUUACUUCAAGGCUGGUGGCAGAAUGACGAGCCAGCUGCGCACGACCCUCUAU